UUACUCAUCAGCUGGCCAUAUAUAUAUAUAUAUGCUCUUUCUGAAAGACUACAUAGAAAACUAAGAGUCUUCAACAACAUCAUCUUUUAUAUAUUUUGUUAUUGCUUGUUGCUGGUGAUCAUCAACAUGGCUGAAGCAGCAGAGCAAAAUUUUUUGGAUAUGACUUUGCAAAAGAUAAACCCUAAUAGAGACGAGCAAGAUCUCUUCUGGGUAGGUGGUAAUGGUGCUUCUGAGUAUGAAUCAACAACAGCUGAAUCCUCCAUGGAAGCUUCAAUCUCUUCAACAGAUUUAGAAGAAGAUGCAUCUUCAUCAUCAUCAACAUUGAAUGGACCUCUGUAUGAAUUAUCAGAACUCAUGGCCCAACUUCCCGUCAAGAGAGGUCUUUCAAAGUUUUAUCAAGGGAAGUCUCAGUCUUACACAUCUCUAGCAAGUGUGAAGAGCUUAGAAGAUCUUGCAAAGAAAGUGACUGUGAUUCCAUACAGAUCUAAAAUGAAGUCAUGCAAGAGCUAUGCUAGGGUUUUAGAUGUUAACAAGUGUUACAGUCCAAAGGCUGCCAUAUCAAAAAGGGACUCAAGAUCAAGAGGAUCUUUUCUAUCUUCUUUAGGAAGGAGAUGAAGUUCUUUAAUGGGCGAUUGCUAGGGCCUCUCAUCCCUCUGCAACGGCAACUACUACUUCUGGAAACCAUAUAUAUGAAAACUUAAUGAGUCUGCAGAAUUAAUAUUGGAAGCUAGUGAGUGUUUUUUUGGUUUUUACGUGUGAAGAAAUUAGGAAUGAAAAUACAGAAAGCAUAAUUAUUUUUAAGCAUGCUGCAGUCUAAUGGAAACCAAAGAAAUAGAUACAUUUUUUUAUUCAA
Messenger RNA from Manihot esculenta (cassava), 853 nucleotides. RefSeq lists its product as uncharacterized. The record is from RefSeq and is a predicted model, not a curated record. The transcript has 2 exons. Lineage: Eukaryota; Viridiplantae; Streptophyta; Magnoliopsida; Malpighiales; Euphorbiaceae. The coding region runs from base 127 to 615 and encodes 162 amino acids.